CUCCUCUCCAUCUCUCUCUUUCUGUCGGAAGCAUGCCAAGGGAGAAAUACACACCAACUCCAUUAAUAUAUGCUAAGGAAGAAGGAGAAGCAAGCAAGAAACCAUCCAAAGUUUUCUAAAAUCCUGAGUUCAAACACAGCAGCCCACUUUAAGACACCUGGACUUAAUCACCAGCACCUCCUUUGUCUUACGCCUCCAACUAAAUAUAGGAAUACACGGAAUUGUUGGCGAUGCAUCAGGAAGCCAUCAUAGUCAAUCGUAAUAACAAGGUACGGCUGAACCUGCAACUAUUUGGCAAAUCAUUCUACAGGUAAUUUAAAUUUCAUCCAUUAUUUCUGAAAUGUAACACCUAUAAAAAACAAUAAUUGGAAAUACAUGUAUGGAACAAUGCUCAAAUUUGGAUAUGUAUUCAGCGGUAUAAUACUAUAAUUGGAUGUUUUGAUCAGUAUUUCGUUAGUCAAUAUUUACCAUAAUACAAAUUCUCAAUUCUUUUUUCAUAUGAGGUUGUGGUGUGAAUGCUUCCACUAUGUGUCUUGCUUCAACGAUCUUUUAAAAUUAAAUUUUACAGUCGAAAAUAAAUGUGUUUGCUGUUUGUAUCCUUGACAGCCACUGAAUAAGGGUGUCUUUGUUCAAAAAAUCCUUUAGUAUUGUGUAACAGCUUUUAGUUAUGUGUUGUUUCAAUCUGGUUGAACUUUGUUUGUGUGUUAGAAAAUCUAUGGAUUUGCACUAUUGCUUCUUAGGGAUUAAUGUUGAUCUUUAUUGUCACAAUAGUCCAUUUUGAAAUGAAUCCUGAAGGCUAAUGCUAUCAAUCAUUCUGCAGUACCUUCAAAUACUUUGAGAUGUGUUCUGUACUUCAUGUGGCUCUAAGUUUUAGUCUUAGUGACUGAAAUAUUACGCUUCUGAUUUUCUUCUUCAUUUUUAUAUUAGUGAGUGAGUAUUAUUUACAAUAACUUCUCUGUAUCUUCUAUAUACAUAUCCACACAUAAACUUCAACCUUACAUACGUAUGUCUAGAGGGUCUUCCUCUUCACCUUUUUGAACCCAAUGCCCUUUUUUUAUAGCUAACCUGUUGGGUCUUCCCCUCCAAAUGGAUUCUGCCACAUUGAACCUUACUAGACCCUCGGUGGCAAGGGUGUGUGUUGAACUGGACCCGACUAAAGAUAUGCCUAAAGCUGUUUGGAUUCACCCUGGUCAAUUAUCCUUCCUCCAGCCUAUUAUUACAUACAAAGAUUUGACUGAAUAUUGCAUUUCUUGCAGGGCUUUAGGCCAUAAAAAGUGCAAAAUUCCUAGGAAAUCUUCUAGAUGGUUUAGGAGGGAGGGUAAGCUGCCCGGCAGAGGCUUGAAUGAUUCUGUAAUGAUUUUGGUUCCUGACCCUUGUAUAACUCUGCCCAUUGAUCAAGGAUUGGCUGCUAAUUCUGUUAUUGCCCAUAAUCCUCCUAAUCAUGCUGUUGGUAUUUCUGAUGCUCCGAAUAUUGCUGAUAAUAUUUUUUCUGUUCCUAAUUCUCCAAUUAGGAUUCCUAGCCCUACUGAUGCUUUACUUGAAGGUCUGGUUCCUCUUGUACAAACCUGCAGUGAUGACAAUGAGCAGUUAAAGGACCCUACCAUCCUAAUUGGAAAGAUACAAUGCACCAAGGUUUAUGCUUCACUUUCACUACCUGUUCCUAUUGUUGCUGAAAAUAUUUUGGGAAAGGAUGUUGUAAGUCCAACUGAUCCUUUACUGCCUGUUCCUUUUGUUGCUGAAAGUUUUCUGGGAAAGGAUGUUGUAAGUCCAACUGAUCCCGCAUUCCCGCGCCACCCCUAACUGUCCAUCUACCAACAAGGACUAGCCAGUUUGUUCACCAAAUGUUUGACGAAGCCACUGUACUCCACAGCCNACACACCCGCCCCCUUAAUUGCAGAUUCAAAUGUCCCUGAUGCUUGUGAUGCACACAGUAUGCUCCAAAAGGAUGUACUGGAUGACUCACAUGACAAUUCACUUAGUGGGGAUGAUGAAGUUAUUUCUAACCCAAACAUUCCAACUCAAAACCGAUUUGCAUUGUUAACUGACCCUAUGAAUACUGAGAUUUCUGAGUAGGUCACCCCUAACUCCAUCCCGCUCAAAAGCACACCUACACAAGAAAAACCUCAUCAUGAAAUGUCAAGAACGACACUAGAAGAUCAAGACCACCCCUAAUUGAAGGCAUCAUUGUCGACGGUGCGGGCGAACCAAAACUAGAAUGUGAGGGAUACGACGGGCCAUUUCUCUUCCUAGGCCCUCCAGGAGCACCAAGGGAAGAUGGCAAAAGACCACGAACAGCAAUACCCACCAAAUCAUCACCUCAUACCAUGGUGACUGUUUGGAUUUAAUUUCGGGCUGCAUGCCUUGUUACUUUGUACCCUUUUUCUUUCAUUUCUUUACCACUUUUGUGGAUUUCAUGAUGCAAAUGGAAAAUUCCUGACCUAGCAGGACAGGUAAGAUAUUCACUUAUCAUAUACUCCCUCCGUCCUAAUUCUUUCUUCCCAGUUUGACGUUUCCCCAUUUUUAAUUUUUGGUUUUGACUUCAAAUUUUACCCUCCUUAAAAAAGAUUUAUUGAAAUUUUUUUUCUACAAUCAUUCAAAAUAUAGAGUUAGAAGAUAAUUGGUGUAAAUACAUGAGGGUAUUAAUGUCAUUUGUCAUCUUUAUUUUUCUAAUGGGAAGGUAGUUUUAGGACGGAGAAAAAGGGGAAGUGGGAAAAAAGUUUUAGGACAGAGGGAAUAUUAUUUUAUGUGGCACCUGUAUUGGUAACGGUUCAUGUUUUUACUCGUGCAUCCUAUUUUUGAUUUGAUCAGAUUUGAUCAGCAUAUACAAGGUGUUCAACGUCAAGAAUUAUACAAUGUUCUAUUCCAUAUCAGAUAAAAAUGUACAACAGAUUAAAAUAAGGCCAGUAUUUUACAUCUUACUCAUUCACAGUAACUGGUGUUCUCUUACUACCAUUAUGUUCUUCAUGUGCUUUUUGAAAUGCUGUCCAGGAAUCAUGCUCAUUUUUGGAGACAAGUAUGCUUACUUUAAUCUCAAAUAUAACCUACAGUUGAAUACAGCCAUAAGAAUGGAAAGUCCCUGGACCUGUUUAAUCAAGACAACUAUGCUUACUUUUAUUUCCUUGUAUAUUUAUGUCCUUUUUGAGUAACUGGAUUGUACUCACUCUUGCUUCUUAUUUAUAAAAUUAUGUAUGCUUUUGCAUGUUUUUCCUUUACAACACUUGCAUUUCGUCUUUUAUACUAAAUCUUAAAUUUAAAG
Cuscuta campestris is the source of this 3256-nucleotide messenger RNA. The record is from the annotation of a GenBank genome assembly. NCBI's taxonomy places the organism in Eukaryota, Viridiplantae, Streptophyta, Magnoliopsida, Solanales, Convolvulaceae.